Messenger RNA from Harpegnathos saltator (Jerdon's jumping ant), 3327 nucleotides. RefSeq names its product BTB/POZ domain-containing protein KCTD3. Gene Ontology annotation, molecular function: protein binding. The record is from RefSeq and is a predicted model, not a curated record. Gene Ontology annotation, biological process: protein homooligomerization. The transcript is spliced from 11 exons. Bases 108 to 2240 code for a protein of 710 amino acids. Lineage: Eukaryota; Metazoa; Arthropoda; Insecta; Hymenoptera; Formicidae.
CUACAUAACCUGACAGAGGGAUUGUUUUGAUUGCCGUAAUACUCAUUGUAAUUAAGGAUCUCGUGAGAUAUGAGUUGUUAUUAUAAAAAUACACGAUAAUAGCAAAAAUGGCUGCGCCUUAUUUAGGCGUGAGUGACAUUGUUCACUUGAACGUUGGUGGUACUAGAUUUUCCACGUCUCGCCAAACACUGACGUGGAUCCAGGAUUCAUUUUUUACAGCACUGUUAAGUAACAGAAUUGACAGUCAUAAAGAUGAAACUGGUGCUCUUUUUAUAGACAGAGACCCAAAGCUAUUCUCUAUUAUAUUGAAUUAUCUUCGCACAAAAGACAUUGAUCUGAGAAGCAUAGAUAUCCGUAGUUUAAGGCACGAGGCUGAAUAUUAUGGUAUUACACCUUUAGUUAAGCGUUUGAUGCUCUGUGAAGAUUUGACUCAGUCAUCCUGUGGCAGUGUAUUAUUUUAUGGCUAUUUACCACCUCCAAAUAUUCCUCUUCAAGAACCUAUGGCAGUAACAUCAAAUGUCAGUGAUGUAUCUGUUCAUAUUAGAGUUGUGUCUAAUACCAACUCCAGAGUUGAUGGACCAUCUACAUCACAAUCUACAACUGCUGCCAGUUCCAUGAAUCAAAAUGCUACUACUGGCCAACAGAAUCACAAAACAAAUCUAGGGACCCACAUGAGGAAUUCCUCUUUAGAUUAUCGAUUGCCACAACGUGGUCUGCCACAUUCUCGCACACCAUCUUUAGAUCUGAGACAUGUUAGAAACAAUUCGGCGGAUCUGAAUAAGUUAUAUAGAAACGACAUCAGCUUAGUAUUUGGGCAACAGCAAGUUUCAUCAUGGGUAGAUCCGCUAAGAGUGCAAAUUAUAAAAGCACAUCACAACUGGAUAGUAAUCGCUUACGCGCACUUCAUAACAUGCUACCGAUUGAAAGACUCAUCCGGAUGGCAACAUGUGUUCACCAGUCCGCACAUCGAGUGCAUAAUAGAGCGUGUAGCUAUAAACGCGAAGAUGGCCUGUGCCAUAGCGGAUAGUAAAAUGGUUGCUAUUUCCUAUGGUAGCCAAGUAAGACUCUGGGGCAUAUACGAGGAAGGGAUUACUAGACUAUCUAAAGUAGGCACAUUCAACUUGAACGUACGCGUGGAAUAUCUGUUCUUUAUUGGCAGUCAGUUGGUUGCAUUGUCACCGACCGGGAAAAUCGGUGUGUGGCACGCAAUGACUCAUCACUGGCAGAUACAAGAUGUAGUACCUAUUUUGUCUUUCGACACGGCCGGAUCCUUUCUGUUAUUAGGUUGCAACAAUGGAUCUAUUUAUUAUAUCGAUAUGCAAAAGUUUCCUUUGCGGAUGAAAGAUAACGAUCUGCUCGUGACUGAAUUAUAUCGAGAUCCAAGUUGCGAUCCCAUAACUGCAAUAUCUGUGUAUUUGACGCCGAAAACAACACAAGGUCUCUGUGGAAACUGGAUAGAAAUUGCAUACGGCACGAAAUCUGGUAGUGUCAGGGUAAUCGUGCAGCAUCCAGAAACUGUGGGUCAUGGUCCGCAGUUAUUUCAAACGUUCACAGUACAUCAAAGCAGCGUAACUAAGGUGACGUUGUCAGAAAAGUACCUAGUAUCAGUCUGUUCGGAGUAUAAUCACGUACGAAGUUGGGCGGUGACUAGAUUUCGUGGAAUGAUUUCGACUCAACCAGGGUCAAUGCCUGAGGCAAGCUUCAAAAUCGUUUCCUUGGAAGCAAUCGACCCUUGCGUCAGUUACAAUGCCGGCAACGACUUCGGUCCGUUUGGUGAGCAAGACGACGAGCAAGUGUUCGUGCAGAAAGUUGUGCCUGAAACUGACCAAUUGUUCGUUCGAUUAGCAUCGAACGGGAAAAGGGUUUGCGUAAUACAAUCGGUGGAUGGCAGCAUCAUAAGCUCGUUUUACGUACACGAGUGCGAAGGUAUGGGCUCAAGGCCCAGACGUUUCAUAUUCACCGGUCAUUCUAACGGCACUAUACAAAUGUGGGAUCUCACGACGGCAUUGGAUCCGUCUUUCAAUGCCUAUCAAGCAACAGAUUCCUCCGGUGGACCUACACCAGAAGAACUUUGGAAGCUAUUGGAUCAAUGUGACCUUAGCAACAGUCAUUGUUCGACACCUUGUAUCAGUCCUUCUCCUUCGUUGAUCGCUGCCGGACCUAGGAUUAAGACGAGUAACGUCUUGUUUCUUAAUCAGUCGCAGAAUCCAGACGCUAUACCGGGACCCAGCCAAACGUAAGAACGUAUUUAAUCGAGAUAUCUUGAUAAAGUGGUUAAACUGAAUAUAUUUUCUGGUUCACAAUCAGAUGUAGGAAGAUAUGCGUUAGCAUACAAACAGAAUCUGCAUUUAUCUAGUUAUUUGUUUAUUUAUUGAUAAACCAAACACACCAUAAACCGUCGAAAACAAGUCUGCGUAGUUAUAGUUCCUAAAUCGAUAUCAUUGCAUUCACGCGCGUAAAAAAGAUUAUUCUAUCCUGUAAAUAUAGAGGGAGUUCGUUAUUUAUCUAUUUAAACAGUGCAAUCCGAAGAUAGCAUGGGAAAGAACAUGACUGCGUUAUAAUAAGUUUUAUAGCUAUUUUAUUCUAAACUGAUCACAUGUAAGUUUUAACGUGUUGAUAAUAUUAGCUUACCGUAAGUGGAUUUUAUGCAAACGCAAAUGAAUGUCUAUGAAAUUUAUUUCAAGAGAGUUUGAUAAUAUGAGUAACGUAUAUUCUCAAACAAAUCAUAUUUAAUUAUUGUUAUUAAUAUUAACAUAAUAACUCACAGAGUAAUUAAAUUUUGUAUAAACCGUUUAAAAAACGUAAAAUUUUAAGCAUAUAUGAUAUGCUUUCUUUAUUAUCUAUACUGUUAUUCUUAUCAGAGCAAUUAUCAAAUUCUCUUAAGAAAACCCGAUUCUACGAUAUUCAUUGUUUCAAUGUAAACUUUUAUACAUUGUCGUACGUAAACUCACUUAAUAAAAUAGUGCAAGACUCGUCUAGGUAGAGGGAUAGAUAUUCAGUAAAAACAUUGACUGAUAGGUAAUAUAUGAGAGUUAAAUGUUUUGUUUAGAAUUAUAUAUUCUGUAUUAAUGUUAUAAAACAAACGAAGAUGAUCGUACAUAGAAACGUGUCAUUCUCUCGCUAUGUAUUCAGACAAAAUUAACAAGUUCUACCGAAUUUUUGAGAAAGCUAUCGGUAUAAGUCGACGUUGCGAACAUCGUUAUAUGAAUUUUCGCAUAGCAUACAAUCUGCAUUUUUACCUCAUCUGCAAAACACUUAAUAAUAUGUCAACAUUGUAUCACUAUUAACACUUCAUAUCCCUGAAUAUAUAUAAUUUCAAAAGUUGAU